AAAAUAGCAGUCAUAGAUAGAAGAUAUUCGUGUGUUCGUUUCAACCAGUCCAAGUGCGCAGCAGGGUGCUGAAACUAGUCACAGGAAUUUCUUUGAUUUGAAAUUGAACUUUGUUUUUGUUGUAUGCAUUAUUUGUAUUUGAUUUACAUAAAAAUACUAUCCGCUAUAUUCAGUGUGUCGUGAAUUGUGUCCCAGAGAAGUCGUCACUUCGCAAGGAAAAGCAAAAAUUCAGUGAUCCUAAAAGCGCAAUUGAAACUUGAAACGACAAAAUGUCGCAGUCAUUGAAGUUCUAUUUUGAUUUCUUAAAUCAAUCCAGUCGGGCAUUGUACAUCUUUCUGGAGGCAUCGAAAAUCCCUUUCGAGGCGAUUCCCAUUUCCAUGGUCAAAGGUGAGCAUUUGACGGGUGAAUUUCGUGAUAAAGUCAAUCGAUUCCGCAAACUCCCCGCUAUUACGGAUCACGGCUAUCAAUUGUCCGAAAGUGUGGCCAUAUUCCGGCAUCUGUCACGCGAGAAACUUGUGCCAGAACAUUGGUAUCCUCGUCGUCAAUUGGGACGCAGCCGAACCGAUGAGUAUCUGGCUUGGCAGCAGACCAACAUGGAUGUGGCUUGUACCGAUUACUUUCAGCAAAAGUGGCUAAUUCCGCACCUGCAGAAAACGCGUGCAUCCGACAAUGCGCUUAAUGUGGCUGGUAAGCAUUUGGAUGGCACACUCAACGACUUUGAGCAAUUAUUCCUGAGUUCGCACAAGUUCAUUUUGGGCGAAAAUAUUUCAUUUGCGGAUCUUAGCGCUAUUUGUGAAAUUGAUCAAACCAAAAGCGUUGGCUUUAGCGCCUUCAAGAAUCGCCACAAGCUGUCACGCUGGUACGAUCUAGUUCGGGAUGAGUUGGGACCUUAUUACAAGAGUGUUCAGGAGCAGUUUGAUGCGGCUCUGAAGCAGAGCAAUCAGCGGGAGCAGCGGCAAGGCGAAGUGCAAGCUCAGGCCUUGAAGCAGUGAAUAAAAGUGGGGAAGAAGUGUGGGUUAUAAGUUGUUAUUUUAAUAUUAUUUAAAAGAAACAGACGUGGGGCAGCAUCUUCAAAACGAUAAUAGAAAUUAUUCUGAAAUUAAUUAUUAUUAUUUUUUCCCCUUUUUCGAAUUAAUUUAAUUUGUAAGUACUCUCGUUAAUUGUUGAUCUAUCGUCAAUCUCAAAUUGUUACAAAAUAUUAAAUGAAACAAUCAAUUUUCAUUUUAAUAUUUCUUUAUUUGUGUAUUUUAUUCUUAUAUUAUUAUUAUUAUUUUGUUUUUUGUCGAGUUAUUGUUUAAUAAGUUGUUUUUACAUCAAUUCAUUUUCGCAUUUUCGAAUGUAUAUCUUGAAUGACCAUUUAUUGCACAACUUGUUUUAGUUCUAUAGCUAAGAAUUAGAUAAGCUACAAUCAAUUUCAGGAAUAUACAGUCAGCCGAAAAAAAACGAUUUAUACAUUUCUGACGUAAUAUUAUUAUGUUCUUUCUUUUGCUUGUUGUAAUUAAUUCAUAUCAUAUAUAUUGUACGUAUAAUAUUAAUACAAAAAAAAAUAAGUAUUUUUAACCAGUAAAGCAUCUUAUAAAAUAAUACAAAAAAUGUGCACUUAAAUUAUUCGUUCAGAAUGCGCGCAAUUCACAUUAAAUUCCCGAAAAUGGCAAAUUGUGCAAAUCUAUUAUUAUUUGUUUAUAUUUUCAUGUCAGUUUCUAAACAUCAUUGCAUUGUUCACCAAAGAAUUUGAUGAACUCAGCUCGUGAUGGGAAUAUUUGUUGGGCUGACUGACGUUCAAAUGAAAUUUAGUUGCUCUUCAAUGUUUGUCAUUGCAAUUUCGAAAUAUAUACACAUACACAUAUUUAAUUGUUUAUUAUCUAUGCUCUCAUCAUAAUUCUUAAGCUUGUUCGAAAUACAUGUCGUCGAUUAAUUCUUCUGUUGCACAUUAUCAUUAUUGAUUGUUUACAUAUUUUUAUCGCUUUUUUUCAUUUUUUUGUUUUGUUAUUUUUUGAAAGGCACUGCUGCAUUGUAAUUCGUCACUUUUAUCCAUUAUUAUUAUAUAUUCUGUUCAGAUCUUAUUUAUUUUUGUAUAUAAUACUUUCCACUAUACUUAAAAUUGUUUCCGGUUUUAUUCUCUCCAUAGUUUUUAGGCGGCUUCUCUGUCUGUUUUCUGUCUGUCACCAUCGAAUGUGCAACAGUGAAUGUGUGUGUUGUAUUAAAACUCUUUAGAUUAACAUAUUUGUUUAUUGUAGAUCUAAUGUAAUUAUCUCAAUACCCUACAAUAAAUGUGUAAUAAAAAUGUUCUAGCAACAAUUUGGAGUGUUUUCUGAGAGCACUCUAUUGCAUUUUUUCUUGUUUCUUGUUUCUUGUAUGUACGUAGACCCGUUACCCAUAGGGUACAUGUGUUACAAGUAUUAUAACUUAGUGACAACCGCAAAUCUAUGUAACACGCUGAAGGAGGCGCCUCCGACCUUAUAAAGCAAAUGCACAUACUAUGUUAUAUAUAUAUUUUUUUAUAUUCUUUUUGAGUAAUCUGUCUGUCUGUCAGAAUGAACACCUAGAUCUCAGAGACUAUGAGAUCUAUAACUACAAAAUUUUGGUGACAAAACUCUUUUGUGUUGCACGUGGAUCAAGUUUGUUUUUUCUUCGUAUAAUUUGAUCAAGCUCCCUUCAUUACAGUCACUACAUUCUGUAUGAAUCCUCCUAAUAUGGCGAUCGAACUUUUAGGUUUGUUCAAGAAACAAUUUUUAUAGACUGAAUAUCGGUUGCAGCUGGCACCGAGUUCAGUUUGCUUUGGUCAGACUUAUUUUUGUUUGUAUUUUCGAAAAAUGAGUAGCGGGUAUCUGUCAGUCGAGCAUACUCAACUGCAACUUGCUUAGUUGUUUUCAUUUAAAUUUUGUGCUCAUCCUAUCAUGUUUUGCUUAAAUUAGCUUUUAAUCGUGAUCAGUGCUUCAAGUCAUUAAUUCAACAUUUUGCAUUUCUCACAAAAGCAUGACAACAAUUUAGUGGAAACUGUUCGAAUACAAGAUACUCUUAACCCAUGUGUUACCCUUUUUAGUUGAAAUUUGUAA
Drosophila nasuta is the source of this 3056-nucleotide messenger RNA. RefSeq names its product Glutathione S transferase T4 (gene GstT4). The coding region runs from base 270 to 992 and encodes 240 amino acids. The record is from RefSeq and is a predicted model, not a curated record. NCBI's taxonomy places the organism in Eukaryota, Metazoa, Arthropoda, Insecta, Diptera, Drosophilidae. The transcript is spliced from 4 exons. Gene Ontology annotation, cellular component: cytoplasm.